This is a messenger RNA of Candidozyma auris, 639 nucleotides long. RefSeq lists its product as uncharacterized. Gene Ontology annotation, molecular function: protein binding. The coding region runs from base 1 to 639 and encodes 212 amino acids. The transcript has a single exon. The record is from RefSeq and is a predicted model, not a curated record. NCBI's taxonomy places the organism in Eukaryota, Fungi, Ascomycota, Pichiomycetes, Serinales, Metschnikowiaceae.
AUGACAGUGACGUCCCUUUCACAGGAAGAGAAGGACGCCCUCAUAUACGACGCCAGAGAGGGCGAUUUGGACUACCUUAAAGAGGUGUUCAGCAGCAUAGUUCCAGGAUCGUUGCUUCCUACAAUUCAAGAUGAGAACACAUUAAGCACUCCAAUUCAUAUGGCUGCCGCCAACGGGCACGUUGAAGUUGUCAAGUACCUUUUAUCACUUUUACCAAAAGACGAGGCUGAAAAGUUGGCAAGCAGACAGAACGAAAGCGGUAAUACCGCCUUGCACUGGGCAGCAUACAACGGUCACUUGAAGGUGUGCCAGCUAUUGACGCAGGAAUAUAACGUAGACGUCUAUAUCAAGAACGGCUCGGGACACGAUGCCAUUUACGAGGCCGAGGCCAACAAUCAGGAGGAAGUGGAGAACUGGCUCUUGAAGAUGUUUGCUAUCGAAGAUAAUGUUAAAGUGGAGGAGAAAGGUGAAGAUACGAAAGUGACGUAUACUCCAGGCAAGGAGUCGAAGGAGCUCGAGGAGCAGGCUCAGGAAGCCGUGAAAAAAGCCAGUGAAGAGAAGCAGCAGAUGGAAGCGGUCAGUGAGAGCACUGAGAAGUUGAGCAUCCAAAAGGAUGAGUCCUCUUUGAAUUCUAAUUGA